Molecule: messenger RNA, 561 nt
Organism: Rotaria socialis
Lineage: Eukaryota; Metazoa; Rotifera; Eurotatoria; Philodinida; Philodinidae
Source: the annotation of a GenBank genome assembly
AUGUCGAACUCUUCUAACGAUCAUCCAUCUAUUCGUGUGCAUGCACCACCAGGUGGUCGAAGUAAUAAUAUCUUCGGUACGAAUCCUGAAGAAGCGCAGCCAUCGGCUGGAACUCUUGCUGGUCAAUAUAAACAGUCACAAAUGAAAUCGAAUAUUUUCGGAACAGAUGAACCAGCACAAACACGUGCUGUUUCGAAUAAAAAUAAAUCCAAUGUAUUUGCUACCACCAACGAUGAUGAACAUACUAAACAUCAACAAGGUGUUCGUCAAGGAUUACGAGAUCCAAAUGCAUCACGCAGUGGAUACAAUCCUAUAAAUGGUGAAUCAUAUUCGACGAAAGAUAAUGUAAACUCAAAAAAUAGUGCAAAUGAUAAACAAACAGAUGUACCAACAAAAACAACUGAAGAGAAUAAUAAUGGUCAAGCGAAUUCAGCCGAGAAUAGAAAUAUUCAAAAACCAGCUGAUAAUACUGCUGAUGCAAAUAAUGCUCAAAAGAAUUUACAUACGAGCGUUCGUGUAUUUCAUCCGCCGGGUGGUAAAUCGAGUGGUCCACUUUGGUAG